Molecule: messenger RNA, 747 nt
Organism: Mesitornis unicolor (brown roatelo)
Lineage: Eukaryota; Metazoa; Chordata; Aves; Mesitornithiformes; Mesitornithidae
Product: E3 ubiquitin-protein ligase RNF130
Exons: 6
Cellular component (GO): cytoplasm; nucleoplasm
Source: RefSeq, a predicted model, not a curated record
CGUCGUCUUGGAGAUGCUGCCAAGAAAGCCAUCGGUAAAUUGACGACCAGGACAGUAAAGAAGGGUGAUAAGGAGACGGACCCAGACUUUGAUCAUUGUGCUGUCUGCAUUGAGAGUUACAAGCAGAAUGAUGUUGUUCGCAUUUUACCAUGCAAGCAUGUUUUCCACAAAGCCUGCGUGGAUCCAUGGCUUAGCGAGCACUGUACGUGUCCAAUGUGUAAACUGAACAUUUUGAAGGCACUGGGAAUUGUGCCAAAUGUGCCAUGUACAGAUAACGUAGCCUUUGACAUGGAAAGGCUCACCAGAGGCCAGCCAGCCAGCAGGAGAUCAGCGCUUGGUGACUUUGCCAAUGACAGCUCCCUCAGCUUGGAGCCCCUGCGCACCUCGGGGAUGUCUCAGCUUCCACAGGACGGAGAGCUGACGCCAAGGUCAGGGGAGAUCAACAUUGCUGUCACAAAAGAAUGGUUUAUUAUUGCCAGUUUUGGCCUCCUCAGUGCCCUUACACUCUGCUACAUGAUCAUCAAAGCCACAGCUAGCUUGAAUGCUAAUGAAGCAGAAUGGUAUUGAAGAAACGCUUUCCAGCCGAUUGCCUUGGAGAGAGAGACACCUAUUUUUGUGUAUCACUUAUCGAUCAUGCAGCACAAGCAAUUAUUUAGUACAUUCUAUUUUUUCAUAAAAUUUGCUGAUGCCAAAGCUUUGUAUUAAGAAAAAAGUGAAGAAAUAAAAAAACCCACUUUAAUUAUUAAA